Cuscuta campestris is the source of this 1251-nucleotide messenger RNA. The record is from the annotation of a GenBank genome assembly. NCBI's taxonomy places the organism in Eukaryota, Viridiplantae, Streptophyta, Magnoliopsida, Solanales, Convolvulaceae.
UAAUUAUUUGUCGUCCUCGUUCGAGACCUCCUCCAAAAUUUCCCCAAAACCUUCCUAUCCCUAGCAGACUUUGGAGAAGGGAGUGAAUUGAGGCUGGAAGUCCGAGACAAACACCUUGAAGACAUAGAAUUUCUCGCGAGGACUCGGUCUCCACGCCACCAGAGAGAAGCGGUGACUAAGCCGGAGGAGAGGUAUGUCGUCGACGCUACUUGAGGUAACCCGCGCGUCACACGAGGAGAUAGAGCGGCUCGAGCGGGUCAUCGUUAAGGAUCUCCAGACCGAGCCGGCCACCAAUAAGGACCGCCUCUACCAGAGCCACCGCGUUCGCAACGUUAUUGAGAGAAUCAUUGACACCACGCACAGACUUACACGCGAAUACCAUAGACGGAAUCUUGGUGCACGUGUUCUUGACACCAGUGAUGAGUAUGAACAACUUCUCAAGCAUGAACAACCAAUUACGUUUAGUGGGGAAGUGAGUGCUUUUACAAUUCUUGCAAUUAUUUGUGCAUGCAUUUGCAUUUGGAUGACUUGUGGCAGCACUUCAGUGCCCAAAUCCUUUAGAGAGUAAUAAUUUGCUAUACCAUUAUAGAUUUUAUAGUAGUAUUUGUUGUUCACAAAAAGAAAUAAUGAUUUAGAACAAGAUAGGAUUGUGAAGGAUCUAUACAGAAAAGCUUCUAUAAGAGAUUCCUGUUAUGGAUUUAUUACCAAAAUUUGCAGUAAAAAUGUAGGAGCAGCUGACACUGUCUAGGGAGUAAAGUUUUCAAAUUGGAAAAAGCAUUUAGUCAGAUUGAACUUAUGCCAAUUCUGAGAUUUUUGUUUGUUUGCAGUUGUAGUUAAGUUUUUAGCUUUCCCUAUGCAAGCUCCAUAGUCCACAGAGAGGGACCGAUUCAUAGAUGUAAGAAAUUACGAAUGACUUCUGUAAUGGGAGAAUGUGUGGAAUUUGGACCAACAAUCAAUCUGUUUUUUUAGGGAUUUGUGGAUUUAGAUAUUUAUUUUAAUUGCAUAACAAUAACACUUCUCAAAAUGGUCCUUGUCGCCAAGGGUCAGGCAUUGGAGAUUCCAGGUAUUGUUGCUGAAAGCUAUACCACGAAACCCAUGGAAUCUCUUCCUCCAAAACUCCUCUCCAUCAAGUUACACUUAAAUUAUCAAUUAGUUUUUCUUCCUACCAACCUGUGACUGCAGAAUAGUUUCUGAAACUUUUUCCAUGCUUAAUUUGAUGAGAACAUUACCCCCUAGCUCUUUUGUCCAGCA